Molecule: messenger RNA, 3448 nt
Organism: Pyrus x bretschneideri (Chinese white pear)
Lineage: Eukaryota; Viridiplantae; Streptophyta; Magnoliopsida; Rosales; Rosaceae
Product: putative receptor-like protein kinase At3g47110
Exons: 2
Coding region: 76-3243 (1055 amino acids)
Biological process (GO): protein phosphorylation
Molecular function (GO): ATP binding; protein binding; protein kinase activity
Source: RefSeq, a predicted model, not a curated record
CAGAAUCAUCGAGAGCGACAGAGUAUCUGUAUUAGGCUCAUUGAGCUAAGACUAGAAUUUUUGCAAGGUUUUUUCAUGUAUAAACAGCCUCUGGUUCUUGACACGAGCCUUAUUUCGCAGAGCGCAUACAUGGGGUUUUCGGGUAUCAUUAUUAUUAUCUGGCUAAAUCUCAUGCAACUGUUUCUUCUGAUGGUUACUUCAUCCUCCUUACAUCUAGGAGGGAAUGAGACAGAUAGAAAGUCCUUGCUUGCAUUUAAAGCUGAAAUUGUGAAUGAUACACUGGGCAUUCUUAGUUCAUGGAAUGAAUCCCUCCACUUCUGUCGGUGGCAAGGCAUUACUUGUGGUCGUAGGCAUCAGAGAGUCACCGUGCUGGACCUCCAAUCAAGUCGGCUGAACGGUCAGCUAUCCCCCUACAUCGGAAACUUGAGCUUUCUCAGAACUUUAAACCUCCAAAACAACAGCUUCAACAACACCAUCCCUCAAGAAAUUGGUCGUUUGUUCCGUCUGCAACAACUACUCCUUGAAAACAACUCCUUCAGUGGUGAUAUUCCAUUCAACAUAUCACGUUGCUCUAACCUCCAAAUACUAUUCAUAAAUGGAAACCAUCUUAUGGGUAAAAUUCCAAUUGAAAUUGGUUCCUUGUCCAAGCUUCAGGAACUGUUUUUAAGAAGUAACAAUUUAAGAGGGGAAAUCCCACCUUCUUUGGGAAAUCUUUCUUCUCUCCGGUGGUUAGAUGUGCAAGAAAAUAAUUUGCGUGGAGCUAUUCCGAAUACCCUUGGCCAUUUGAAAAGACUAACAUAUCUUUCAUUGGGUGAAAAUUAUUUGAACGGUACCAUCCCUCCCUCCAUAUACAAUCUCUCAUCAAUUAAACUCAUUUCUGUGCUUCAAAACGAACUGCAUGGAACUCUUCCACCUGGGUUGGGCCACACUAUAUUUCCAAACCUCCAACAAUUUUAUUUCGAGAUCAACCAAUUCAGUGGACCGAUACCAAAUUCAAUCUCCAAUGCCUCAAACCUUUCACUUUUUUCAAUCUCAUUCAAUGAGUUUACUGGAAAAGUGCCUAGUCUGGCACGCCUGUCAAAUUUACAUUUUUUAUCACUUGCCAAUAACAAUCUUGGAAAUGAUGAGGAAGGUGACUUGGAUUUCAUCUCUUCUCUAGUUAAUUGCACCAAAUUAACGUACUUCGCUUUUAGUUACAAUAGUUUUGGAGGAGUGCUACCUGAAUCCAUCAGCAAUCUCUCAACAGAGCUCAAGUCCAUGUUAUUUGGUCGUACCCAGAUUCGCGGAAGAAUUCCCAUAGGAAUCGGAAAUCUAAUGAACUUGGAGGUACUAGCCUUUGAGGAAAACCUAUUGACGGGCACAAUACCAAGUUCUAUUGGUAAACUGAAAAGGCUGGAUGCUCUGUAUAUGAACGAGAAUAAACUAUCAGGUAUCAUCCCAUCUUCUAUUGGAAAUCUAACUUCAAUGACCAGGUUGAUUCUCAUGUCAAACAAGUUAGAAGGCAACAUACCGCAGAGUCUCGGAGAAUGCAAGAAUCUUCUACUUUUAUUUCUUUCCCAAAAUAAUCUUCGCGGUCAAAUUCCUAAAGAAGUUAUUGGUUUAGCAUCCUUGUCAGUAACUUUGGAUCUAUCCAGCAACAAGCUUACUGGAUCCAUACCAAUGGAGGUAAGCAACUUGAUGCAUCUAGUUUCCUUGGAUGUUUCUGACAAUAGGUUAUCUGGUGAGAUUCCACGAGGCUUAGGGAGUUGUACAAGUUUGGCGACUCUGAAUCUGAGUGGAAACUCAUUGCAGGGGACCAUUCCUGAAUCCUUGAGCUCUUUGAGAGGGAUUGAGGAUUUCGACCUCUCUCGCAACAACUUGUCUGGCAGUAUUCCCAGCUAUUUGGAGAGUUUCCGCUUCUUGGUGAAUUUGAACCUCUCAUUUAAUGAUUUUGAAGGUGCAUUACCAAUGAAAGGAGUUUUCGAGAAUACAAGUGCGCUUUCUGUCACUGGAAACUCACGGAUUUGUGGAGGUAUACCUUCUUUAAGAUUGCCCAAAUGCGUCUCCAACCAUUCUAAGCAAGGCUUAUCUUCUAGGCUGAAAAUAAUUAUCUCAGCUGGUUGUGGGGUUGUUGGAUUGAGUUUUGCGAUUUUGUUUGUGAUUCUUUACCGAUCAAGAAAAGCAAGAGGAGUGAAGUCAACUUCAGGAUCAUCAUUGGGGGUUUCACUUUUGAAGUUGUCCUACAGAGAUCUCCUUAAAGCAACUGAUGGGUUCUCUGCAGCCAAUUUGAUUGGUGCUGGUAGUUUUGGGUCCGUAUAUAAGGGAAUACUCGAUCAGUAUGAAGGAAGAAUUGUUGCAGUGAAAGUACUCAAUCUUCAAAGUGCAAGAGCUUCCAAAAGUUUCAUUGCUGAAUGUGAGGCUCUGAGAACCAUUAGGCACCGAAAUCUUGUCAAGCUACUGACUGCCUGUUCAAGCAUCGAUUUUCAAGGGAAUGAUUUCAAAGCUUUGGUUUAUGACUUCAUGGUGAAUGGAAGUCUCGAAGAAUGGCUACAUAAUUCAGCUCAACGGGGCGACAAUCCAACCAAUCUGCAAAAGAAUCUGGAUCUUAUUCAGAGAGUAAACAUUGCAAUUGACAUAGCGUGUGCUCUGGAUUAUUUGCACAACCACUCUCACAUGCCAAUAGUUCAUUGUGAUUUAAAGCCAAGCAACAUUCUCUUGGAUGGUGACAUGACUGCAUGUGUUGGUGAUUUUGGUUUGGCAAGGUUCCUCCCAGAGGCUUCUUGUCCAUUUCCUGUGCACGAGAGCUCUUCCAAUGCAAUAAAAGGCUCCAUAGGCUAUACAGCCCCAGAGUAUGGAAUGGGAAGCAAGGUGUCAACAUAUGGCGACAUGUAUAGCUACGGAAUCCUGUUGUUGGAGAUGUUAACAGGCAAGAGGCCAACAGAUAACAUGUUUAAAGAUGGUAUGGACCUGCACUAUUUUGUUACGAUGGCUCUACCAGAACGUGUGGAAGAAAUAUGUGAUCCACUACUUGUUCAAAUGGAAGAAAGCAGCAGCAGUACUAAUCCCAUAAGUAAUAGGGGGAAUCAAGUCCCAAAUGAUCAAAGACAAAGGGUUGUGGAGUGCUUGACUUCCAUUGCAAGAAUAGGAGUUGCUUGUUCUGCAGCAAUGCCGAGAGAUCGAAAGGACAUAAGCAAUGUUGUCACUGAGUUGUGUCUAACAAGGGAUGUGCUAACUGGAACAAGGAGGCCUAGAGAGCAUCUGUGAUCAUGGCCCCGACGUAGUGAAUCCCAUGACGUGCUUCUAUUUUUCAUGGUGAUCUUCUUAAUGAUGACGGGGAGGAGUUGAACGAGGGAAUUGAAUUUUCUUUUGUUGCAAUUGUUUUUUUUUUUUGCAUGUUUAAUGUUCUUAUUAAAAUAUGUAAUUAUUCAUAUUUUCAUUUCCAUAAUUUAAGUCCUGCAUCCAUGACUGA